Molecule: messenger RNA, 2822 nt
Organism: Oncorhynchus nerka (sockeye salmon)
Lineage: Eukaryota; Metazoa; Chordata; Actinopteri; Salmoniformes; Salmonidae
Product: zinc finger and SCAN domain-containing protein 22-like
Exons: 3
Coding region: 635-2377 (580 amino acids)
Biological process (GO): regulation of transcription by RNA polymerase II
Molecular function (GO): RNA polymerase II cis-regulatory region sequence-specific DNA binding; DNA-binding transcription factor activity, RNA polymerase II-specific
Source: RefSeq, a predicted model, not a curated record
AGUACGGGAUGGGGUGGGCAGAGAAUCGCCGCAAUGCUGGUUUGAUAGUGUCUGAGGACGGUGGGCGGAAAAAGCGGAAAAUUGAAGUGCCUCGUAAGUGUUCAUAUUUAGUAAGUACAGCCACAAGCAUCACGGACCAUAAAGUAGUUUAUGUAUUUGUUUUUCCAUAUGUAUUAAACUGACAUUAAACAUCAUUCAUCAGAUUAUGAUUGAAAUGUUAUGUGAUUGCAUAUCACAUCAAUACAAGUUGAUUUUCUUGUGUACCAUUAAGUCGAAAGCCUGUAAUGCUUGUGUGAAGAGGUGCUUGUUAUGUUGGAAGCCAUCUGGCAGAGGCUGAGCUGUCUCAUCUCUCCUUCUCUCUACUCCUCCGCUCUCCCUCCCCCACCUCCUCCUCUUCAUUUUCUAUCUUUCACCUCCCCCACUCCUAUCUCCGCUCUCUGCUCUCCUUCAUCACGACCUCUCUCUUUCUCCCUGCCUCCACCUCCUCCCUCCCUGCUCUUCAUCCUGCCCUCUCCUUCUCCCUGCCUCCACCUCCUCCAAUUCUCUAUUUGCUUUCCUCUCCCCUUUUCACUCCCACCCCCUCUGCUCUCCUUCACGCUUCCUCUCCUUCUCCCUACUCUGCCUCCUCUCCUUCAUGCUCUCUCCCUUCCCCCAACUCCUCCACUGUCAAUGCGCCCCUCUCCUCCAUGCUCUCUCCUGCGCCAUGCCAUUCCUCCUCCCGCUCUCCUUCAACAUGCUUUCUCCCUUCCCCCAACUUCUCCACUUCUGUCACUGCUCCCCUCCAUCCUUCAUCUCCCCCUCUGCCUCUCUCCCGCUCCCUGCCAUCCCUCCUCCUCUCCCUGCUUCCCUUCCUCUCCUUCAUAAUGCUCUCUCCCUUCCCCCUCUAUUUAUAUCACCGCUCUGUCCCUCCCACUCUUUCCUUAAUGCUCCCUCCUCCUCACCCCAUCCUCUCCCAUCCUCCACAGGAGGAAAGCAGACGCUGGGCCUUGCCUUGGGAGGUGCGGGGGAGGAGGAAGGAGGAGCAGCCAGGGUAGUAAUGGGGGGAGGGUGGAAGGAGGCACGCGAGCUGUACCUCAUUCAGUUCCCCGGGGAGGAAGGAGAACUGGAGGAGGAGGGGGGCUGUGUUUCAGGAGAGGGGGAGGAGAUGGACAACAUCAAAGAGGAGUCCAGUGAUGUGGUGGAGGGGGGCUACCAGCCUGCGUCUCUGCGGCUGAUCAAGGAAGCCCUGAAGAUGGACCCGCCCAACCAGAACCGCCAUACUGGAUCCAGAAACCACAGCGAAGUAGGAGACAUGGAGUUCAGCCCUGAGGCCCUGAAGCGGCCCUCAGCCGUAAGGCAUGAAGAGGGGGAUGAGGAGGAGUGGGACGUGGGGUCCCCUCCAACAGAGGUGUCGGAGGGGGUGCUGAGCGUGGAGGACCUGAGUGGGCUGGAGACGGCCCUGAGGGCAGAAAGGGGGCGCCAGCAAGCAGCCCUGAGGAUUCCUCCCACAGCAGGCUCCAACCAUGGCUCCAUGACCCCUGACCUGGAAGUCAUAGCAGGCAGCGAGUUCAGCCUGGGCCAGAAGUACAUUGGUCUGGAUGGGUUGGAACAGGAGGGGGCGCUGGGGAGUCCCACACCCUCAGAGAGGGACUCUAGUGAUGCCCUGCAGGGUCCUGGUGCCCGUCUGAAGGAAGGUGAGAGGGCACUGCCAGGGGGGGCUGGAGGAGUGCUGCAGCCACGCUGGCCCAAGAGGCCGAGGGACGGUGAGGGGAUGGAGGAGCAGGGAGGCUCAGAUGAGGCCCUGCAUCACCCAUCUGCUCCGGGUAGCGUGGAUGACAGUGGUGAGGAGGAGACCGGAGACCUGAUGCAUUUCUGCACGCAGUGCGGCGGGGGCUUUGCCAACGAGGCUGAGCUGGAGGAGCACCCCUGCCCCCUGGGGGACACUCACCUGCAGGGAGGGACGGAGGCCACCCUGUUUCCCUGCGCCUCAUGCGGCCACGCCUUCAGCCAUGCCUGGGCCCUGAAGAACCACGAGUGUGUGUGCGCGGCCGAGCGGCCCCACCGCUGCGAGCUCUGUGGGAAGGGCUUCACACACUCUCGCUCGCUGGAGAGGCACCAGGUGGUUCACACUGGAGAGAGGCCACACCGCUGCCAGCAGUGCGGGCGGAGCUUUAGUCGCCUUAGCAACCUGGAGAGGCACCAGCGGAUCCACACGGGCGAGCGUCCAUACGGGUGCGAGGUGUGCGGCAGGCGUUUCAGCAGAGUAGAGUACCUGAAAAGACACCAGCUGAUCCACAGUGGAGACCGAGACAAGGCCGGCAGCGCCCACCAGUGCUCUCAGUGUGGGAAAGGCUUCAGCGAACCAGAGCAGCUCAAAAACCAUGAGUGCUUUUUAUAGUUUUAUAAUUGAGAUUUACCAUGAUUUGUUUGGGGGAGGGGAAAGUUGAAAGAAAUUCCUGCUCAAGGUAGAAGUCCCUAACAGAUCUAAGAUCAUUUUACCCUGGCCUCAAUCCUGAAGUUGACCAAUAGAAAUGCAGUCUAAAGCUCUGACCUUGUAUCAGUGGUUAGGGGACAACUUCUACCUACUCCCCAAAAAAAAAGGCAAUGACUGUCAUCCAGGUUGAGAGGUCAAAUUGUAUAUGGAGAAACUUGUGUGUUUUGUAUGUUUCUCAAAUGUACAUUGUAUCUUUAUAUUAUGAAAUUUAGUAUUUUCACUUUGAAUACAUCAAUCAUGGCCUUGUAUCUUGACUUUAUCAAUGAGGACGAUAACAAUUUUGGUAUUUUGUACUAUUCGUUUGUUUUCUGUAUUAUCUAUCAGGAAUAAACACUACUUUAUUCAGUGA